This is a messenger RNA of Lolium rigidum, 2171 nucleotides long. RefSeq names its product protein EARLY FLOWERING 5. The record is from RefSeq and is a predicted model, not a curated record. Bases 124 to 1758 code for a protein of 544 amino acids. Gene Ontology annotation, cellular component: spliceosomal complex. The transcript is spliced from 9 exons. Lineage: Eukaryota; Viridiplantae; Streptophyta; Magnoliopsida; Poales; Poaceae. Gene Ontology annotation, biological process: mRNA cis splicing, via spliceosome.
AAUCCCAUCCCGACGACGUUCGCCGCGACGUCCCCCCCCUUCCCUUCUCUCGGCUAAAUCCCCAGACGCCACCGCCGCCGCUCGCUCGUUCCGUCGCCGGAGGGCGAGGGGGAGGGGGAAAAGAUGAAGACCACCAAGGGUGGGAAGGUCAUGAACCCCACCGACGCCUUCCGCAAGCAGCAGCGGAGGAAGGAGCUCAAGCGGAACAAAAAAGAAAGGAAGAAGGUACGGGAGGUUGGUAUUCUCAAAAAGGACCCAGAUGCAAUAAAGGAUCAGAUUGACAAAUUGGAAAAGAUGAAGGCUGAUGGUGCUCUGGAUAAGGCUAGGAAACAUAAGAAAAGACAGCUUGAGGAUACUUAUAAUCUUGUUGUGAAGAAAAGAAAGGAAUACGAAGACAAAAUGAAAGAAAAGGGUGAGCAACCAGUUAUGUUCAGCCAUCUUGGACCACCAAAGAGGCGGCCUGCAGCAGACGAAGAAGACAGAGCGAAAAACCCUAUGCCUGAGGAUUCUGUUUACUAUCAUCCAACCUUGAAUCCAUCUGGGGCACCACCUCCUGGCAAACCUCCUAUGUACAAAUCAUCCAUAGGACCAAGGAUUCCACUGCCUUCCUCGUCCGGUGCUGGGCCUUCAUCUUCGAUGACAGAAUCUGAAGAAGCAGGUCCUUCCACCAUGCCGCCUCCGCCGCCGCCCCCUCCACUGCCAGCCUCUUCGGAACUUGCAGAUCCGUCGGCUCCUUUACCUUUACCCCCACCGCCCCCUCCCCCACCUAUGCCUGCUGGCGAUGCAGCAGCACCAGGCUUACCUCCGCCACCCCCACCUCCUCCCGGUGCACCUCCCAGAGAACCUGUUGUGCCAGGUCAUACAUUACUGCCACCACCUCCACCUCCGCCACAGAGGCCUUUGCAACCACCACCUCUACCUGGUGCAAAUGAGCUUACUAGUAAACAAUCUGUUGGAGAGGGUGCAACCUCGGCAGAUUCUGCACAGGCCCCAGUUGUGCUACCUCCACCACCACCUCCCCCUAGGUUACCACCAAACUCAAAUGAAAUGCAGGCUACUGAUAAUAUUGCCAGGGAUGCUCCUAUAUUGAAGGAAGAUGCCAAAAUUUCAAGGGUCUUACCGCCACCUCCACCGCAUCCAUUGCAGUUGCCACCUAUGCCUCCAAGACCUCCAAUGAUGCCUCCAACACAAUCUGAUAUGCUAACUCCAGGAACGGUCAGAUUUCCUCCACCUCCACCACCACCAGAUUCAAGGCCACCAUUUAUGCCUCCUGGUGUUGCUGCCAGGCCUCCUCCACCUCCUCCUCCAGGAUUACCUCCAGCUCAAAUGCCAAUGGCACCCUUUGGUGUACUUCCUGGUCCGCCACCAAUGUUUAGGCCUCCAUUUUUUCCAGGACCCCCUAUUCAAUCAGAAGAAUUUGCUGCCUUUGGUCCAAGGCCACAGUUACCUCAGCAGCCAUCGUAUGUCAAAUCAGCUGCCUCAACAGUUGUGAAGAGACCAUUAGCACAACAUACUCCUGAGCUAACAGCUAUGGUUCCUGCAUCACUUCGAAUUAAGAGAGAAUCUGCUCUCCCCAAACCAAAACCAAAGGCGCAGCAGCAGUCAUCAGCACCAACAUAUUCAGCCCCGAAGCCUUCAGUAGCCCCAAUAAGAUCUGUGGCCCAGCCUUCGCCCUCAGCUUCUAAGCCACAAAGUAUUGAUGACUCCUACAUGGCGUUCCUGGAAGAUAUGAAGCAACUGGGUGCUCUCGAUGAUUAGCUCAGCAUCAAGUCCCUUUUCCCUGAGGACACUCAGCUGCUGAGUCAUAAACCUGAACCUGAAGGCGAGCCUGUUCUUUGCAUCGCGGCUCAUGAAUAGCCUUCCGUGCUACUUGGAAACCAUUUAUGUUUUCCCCACGAAUAAACAUUUCAGGUCUAUUCCAGUUAGAAUGGGGGAAACCGUCAUCAUCAACAAAUCUUGUUAUUCCUGUUGCGCAACACAACUGUAUGGAACUCAUUGAAGCACUUAAAACACUUGAUUUGUCGCUCUAGCCAAUAGAGCAACAAUAUCCUCCCAGUUAUACGUCUAAUUAUUGCCCUGGACAGAUUCAGAUAAGGCCAGUCGUGGGGAACACUACUUGGAUGAAUUAUUAAGGCAACUUGAUCUUAUGCAACCAUAUUUAUUUUGCAUCA